This is a messenger RNA of Gadus macrocephalus (Pacific cod), 1153 nucleotides long. It is a transcript of the gene gatd3l, whose product is annotated as glutamine amidotransferase class 1 domain containing 3, like. NCBI's taxonomy places the organism in Eukaryota, Metazoa, Chordata, Actinopteri, Gadiformes, Gadidae. Bases 115 to 924 code for a protein of 269 amino acids. The record is from RefSeq and is a predicted model, not a curated record. Gene Ontology annotation, cellular component: mitochondrion. The transcript has 7 exons.
AUAAGUACAGACUCGACCGAUCAAGGAUGUUAGCUCCAUUGCAAUCCAACGCCUCCAGCCAGGCUUCCACCAUCCACCCAGAGACUUUUAAACUCUAAAAGUCAGCGCUCAGCCAUGAUUGCCAGCCGGGCCAUCCUGUCGAAACAGACCCUGAACGUGCUCGCACGUCAGCCUGCAUGCUUCGUGCACCAAGGAGACUACGGCAACUGGGGGAACACCAACAUCGCAGUGGUGUUCUCAGGAUGUGGCUGGUGGGACGGCACUGAUGUGCACGAGGCCGUAUACACAAUGUAUCACCUGAGCCGCAACGGGGCGCGCUUCCAGAUGUUCGCCCCCAACCAGCAGCAGAUGAAUGUGAUCGACCACAUGAAAAAGCAGCCUGCGUCUGGAGAGAACAGGAACAUGAUGGUGGAGGCUGCGCGUUUCAGCCAUGGCCAGGGACAGAUGCAGAUGCAGGAUCUGUCCAAGCUGGACGCCAGCUCCUUUGAUGCGAUCAUCUUCCCCGGUGGCCACGGCAUCACCAAAAACCUCUCUUCCUUUGUGAAGGAGGGGAAGGACUGCAAACUCCACAGCGAUGUGGACAGAGUGCUGAAGGAGUUCCACCGCAACCGCAAGCCCAUCGGCCUCUCCAGCAUGGCCCCCAUGCUAGCCUGCAAGGCGCUGCCCGGCAUCGAGGUGACCAUGGGCUACGAGAAGGACGAGAGCUCCCGCUGGGGCAACUGGCCCCACACCAGCAUGGUGCAGGCUGUGAAGGGCAUGGGGGCCCGACACACCGUCCGUGAGCCAUACGAGGCCUAUGUGGACGAGAAGAACAAGGUCAUCAGCACCCCUUCCUUCAUGUGGGAGACAGAGUACCACUACCAUUACAUCUUCGAUGGCAUCGGAAACAUGGUCAAGCACGUACUGCGCAUGUCCACCCAGUAAGCUCAGACGAGAAGAGGCCUGCAUUUAGGGAGAUAAGUCAAAUGCAGAUGGCAUCGAUGAGCCCUGGAUUUUCAACAAGCUACUCAAAUUGUUAUUGGCUAUUUGGAAUAUGAUUAAACUGGGUAGUGUGGAGAAUGAUUUUAGCGUCUUGAUGUUAGAGUUGAAAUAGUAUAUUCCUGUGAAUGUUCAUGAAAUGACUAUUGGUAUAAAGGCUUCCGUUGAAAAUCAA